Messenger RNA from Polyodon spathula (Mississippi paddlefish), 4493 nucleotides. Its product is annotated as repulsive guidance molecule A-like. The record is from RefSeq and is a predicted model, not a curated record. Gene Ontology annotation, cellular component: plasma membrane. Gene Ontology annotation, molecular function: coreceptor activity. The coding region runs from base 542 to 1900 and encodes 452 amino acids. The transcript has 4 exons. Gene Ontology annotation, biological process: BMP signaling pathway. NCBI's taxonomy places the organism in Eukaryota, Metazoa, Chordata, Actinopteri, Acipenseriformes, Polyodontidae.
ACGCCUCACACACUGAAUUUUAACUAGCCCCUUCACGCCGGAGAGCAGGCUGCAGGCAGUCGAUCCUGUGCGCACUUGCCGUGCAGCAGCAGAGAGAUAUCGGCGCGUCAAACACCUCUACAGCUUUUUCAGGAUGCUAAAGCAAGACGAAAAAGCGGGCACGGAGAGUAGGGGCGCCUGCAUUCUUAAUUAAACAGAACCAGAUUGCCAAGUUAGUCAUUUUGGAAGCAGAAAUACCACAAGCCUCCCCGUAGCUCAGCGCGCACAGAUUGCAGUUGUCAAAUCAUGUGUGUGUUUUUCUAUCUCAACUAUUAGGAAGUGCUCUGUUAGGAAAUCGCUUUCAAUUCACAGUCAGCUGCUGAGAUACGGCUUCUGCAAAUCAUGCAGGGACGGGUACUGUAUUUUCUACCAGGCUGAAGACAGUUCAAAUUGAGGAUUAUUUCAACAUCACUUUUGGUUCCGUACAUCAGGCUCCGUCCUCUCUGCACCAACUCUUCAGUUCCGCCGCUGAGCCCGGACCCCAGCCGGACUGUACAUUUCCAUGCAGCCGCAAAGGGAGAGGAGAGAGGUGCGAUCCGGAGCUGGAUGGAUGGGUAUGGGGAAAGGGGCAGGACCCUCAGCCCUGGGAAUCGGCCAGAUCCUCUCGGUUUUUCUGUGCAUCUUUCCUGCAGUGAGCCUGCAGUGUAAGAUCUUGAAGUGCAACUCCGAGUUCUGGGCCACGACGUCCGGCAGUCACCACUCGGGCCCCGAGAGGGCCCCUGAGUUCUGCACGGCCCUCCGCGCGUACGCCCACUGUGUCCGAAGAACGGCCCGCACCUGCCGAGGGGACCUUGCCUACCACUCGGCCGUGCACGGCAUCGAGGACCUCAUGAGCCAGCACAACUGCUCCAAGGAGGGCCCCACAUCACAGCCGCGCCCCCGUACCUCCACCCCGGACAGCCAGGAGCGCUCCGACAGCCCCGAGAUCUGCCACUACGAGCGGAGCUUCCACAAGCACACGGCGCCCCCCAACUACACCCACUGCGGCCUGUUUGGGGACCCGCACCUCAGGACCUUCGGGGACGACUUCCAAACCUGCAAGGUGCGAGGCUCCUGGCCCCUUAUAGACAACAAGUACCUGUAUGUGCAGGUCACCAACUCCCCGGUCCUGCCAGGGUCCCUCGCCACAGCAACAAGCAAGCUAACGAUCAUCUUCAAGAACUUUCCGGAGUGCGUCGACCAGAAGGUGUACCAGGCUGAAACUGACGAGCUGCCAGCUGCCUUCGUAGACGGCUCUAGAAAUGGCGGUGACCGGCACGGGGCAAACACCCUGCGCAUCGUGGAGAAGACGCCCGGGCAGCACAUAGAGAUCCAGGCCAGGUACAUCGGCACUACCAUCGUGGUGCGCCAGGUCGGCCGCUACCUGACGUUCGCAGUGCGCAUGCCCGAGGAUGUGGUGAACUCCACCGAGGACACGGAGAACCAGGGCCUUUACCUGUGCCUGCGCGGCUGCCCGCAGAGCGAGCGCAUUGACUUCAGGACCUUCCGGGUGCGGGCAGCAGAGAGCCACGUGGCCGCUGUGGGGGGCAGCAGGGGAUCUGUGUCCAUGGAGGCUUUCACCUACAAGUCAGCCAUGGUCAAAUGCAAGGAGAGACUUCCUGUGGAGGAUUUGUAUUUCCAGUCCUGCGUCUUUGACUUGCUCACCACGGGCGACGUCAAUUUCACCUUGGCUGCGUAUUACGCUUUCGAGGACAUGAAAAUCUUGCAUUCAAACAAAGACAAGUUCCACAUCUUCGAAAGGACUGGGGACCUGACACCGGGAAACUCUGCACCCGGGAGGCCCUCCACCCCUUCCUCGCUCUCGGCCCUUCACUUCCUCGUGUUACUGCUGUGGAUUCAGUGCUGUUUAAUCCAUCUAUAGUGUGGUGUUUACAUGAAACUUUGUCAUGAAAGCCGCAGUGUGAACCUGCGAGACAUGCUCUUCAUCUUCAUACCUUAUACCUCAGUUAACUCUAGGAUGUGAAAACGAUCCCAUUCUCCCAACACAUCUAGUUCAAGAAAGAGGGGAUUAGCACUGAGCAGAGCAGCACCGUGCAUGACAAUGCAGGGGAAUGCAACGGGUUCCUGCCUCACUACAGUGAUCAACCCAGUCCCAUACCAUUUAAUAUCUAUCAACUUUGCAAGGUCAUCAAAAUCAUGGCAACUGGUUUUCUGCAGCAAUACUUUACAAAUUAAUGCACAAUUAGUUUGCAAAACAAACACAAAAAAACCAUACAUUGGAGAUGACUUUAAAUAGUUCUGAAAACUCUUGGGUGAGAUUGCAGACCCUUACGUUUCGGUGAGAAUCCACAGCCAAACAGCAGUCAGAAAGGUUGGCCAGGUUGUUUGCUAUUGAAGAUUUGCCUGUUGCAGGUUGUGGCUCCACACAGCAGUCACAGUUCCUUCAUGCAAUACUGUACAUGGAAGAGCCCAGAGGCUGGAUGUAAAUUCCACCCAGGGUUUGAUGUCGGUUGACGCGCGGGUCAAUAGAUAUUGCUUUGUUUUGCCAAGUUGAACAGCAGGGCUUUAGAUGAGAGGAGUCCCAGCUCGGUGUGGGACAGCGUGGCUAGGGCUCACUGCAGUGAAGUGAGUAAAGGAGGAAAUAAAACUCACUUGCUGUAAAAGGUUAAAAGCUGAAACCUAAAAAAUAACAACAGGUCUUGAUCCCAGCCCACUGCUUAGCUGCAAUACCACAGCUGCCCACUACCAUCUUAUGGCAGCACUAAGCGUGUGCACACCUUGCUAACAGCUGUCCCUUUUCUCCAAAGAGUUCUGUGGAUAUUAAAAAUAAAGGAUUGGGGCUGAACAGGGUCCCCUGAUUGCAUGUUACACUAAUAGUGCUGCUAAACAAUGCUGUUGGGGAAUGGGAGAGUGAGACACAUACAUUGUGUUCAGCAUCUUCUGCAAUAUGGGCUGUGCUUGCUAGCUUGCAACAGAGACACGCUUGGUGGUCUUGGCAUUGUGUAUAUAUAUAUAUAUAUAUAUAUAUAUAUAUAUAUAUAUAUAUAUAUAUAUAUAUAUAUAAAUGCACCAGUGUUUAAAAUUCCAUAGCACUAACAAAGCAAGUUCUUGUAAUGUAUGAUGUCUUAGUGUUCCUAAUCUUUGGAUCUUUCCUAUAGUAAACUAGCUGAAAUGUCCGAGUGUAUCACGAAGCGAGGCUGCCUGCCUCUCAAGUUAGACUGGCUCCCCCGCCUGUGGCUCCAUUCCUCAUUUACUGCACGGCUUUGAUUCUGCUGAUUAAACAGCCAGGAAGCGGCUGCGUCUUUUUCAAAUUAAUAAGCUACAGUGUUGCACCGUAUGCCUGGUGUGAGAAGGGCUGUGAGCAGGCUGCAUGUAAAUAAAUAGGAGUUUGUAGAGAGUGCGGGGACUGGCAGCCAGAACCAGAUCAUUUGCAUUCCACAGCCAUCUUAGAAAUGAGGCUGGAUGUCACAUUUCAUGGCUCAGCUAAAAUUUUCACAUCAGCCAAAACGAUAGUGAAUUACACCACUCUGUUCUUUUACAGUUACGGAAUUCCCAAUUUUCCCAUUGAGAUCAUUCAAUGAUAAACUUCGUUUGGGGGUUAAAGGCAGGCAGUGGUGUGUGUGUCCUGCUAUACAGUAUAAUAGCAUGUGUGAGCGAGCGUGUGCACACAUUUCAUUUGUGAUAAUGGCAGAUCCGUUGUUUCUAAAAUUGGACAUUAAUUUAUUCAAACGUCCAACAAUGAAUUACCAAAAAGCCCACUGUCUGCUCCACGGACUUUCUUUAAGAUCAUUUCAUCUUGUACGCAAGCCUCGUGGUGUCUUUCUAUUGCUGUGGAUGGAAUUACUGGUACGAUUUGCAUAACACCACACUGCUUUUAAAAAACAAAACAAAAAAUCUUUCAAAAAAAGGUGUGUAACAUUGAGUUGUGCUACUGGCUGUGGUUUAUAUUGUCUGUAUAAUAUAUGGAUCUCCAAGUGGAACCCUUGUGACAGUGCAUAGAGUUGUAUAAUGUUCAGUUGCUUUAAAAAACAAAAUGUUUACCUGUUGUGAAAACUUGUACAAAACUGAUUUUGGGGAUGAAAAUGUUACACGUGAUCUUUCCUGAAAAGGGGAGCUGUAAAAACAGGGAUGUUACAAUAUUCAGAGACCUGUACAGUGAUCCAGGACUUCUAAUACUGUGAUGAGGAUUUCUGAACAGUGUCACCCAGUAAAUGACCUUGAAAGGAACAUAAGCUCUUGGAAGAGUUUCUCAGCAAUGUUGAGACAUCCCUGUUGUAGUUUUUGUUGUUGUUAAAAGCACUUUAUUAUUUGAUUUUCUUUUAUUGGCUGUCAUUGGGUUGUAACUUGUUUGUGAACCGAAGACAGCGGACUCAAAAGGGAAACUAGCUAAUGUAAAAAAAAUCAAGUUAUUGUGUUUGUAUGGAGGACACAAGCGGAACAUCACUGCGUGUAUAUAAUGGAAAUUAUUUAUUGAGGAGAAAAUUAAAGUUUGUUUUUGUUGUGUUGUUUUUGGA